Brugia pahangi is the source of this 384-nucleotide messenger RNA. Lineage: Eukaryota; Metazoa; Nematoda; Chromadorea; Rhabditida; Onchocercidae. The record is from the annotation of a GenBank genome assembly.
AUGGCUGUUAUACAUGAAGUGGGGAUUGCUUUAUGUGGAUGUUUAUAUUAUGUAGAAAUUCCAGAAUUAUCACAGCUUAUGAGGAAAGGACACUGCUUAUACACAACCGCUUUGCAUCCCAUCAGCCGAUCACUCCGCUCCUCAUACACUCUUCAUAUUUAUCCUAUUGCAAUUCACUUCUUCCAUCAGAUCUCCACUUUGUACCAGGUAAACAAAUCAUUUUCCACGAAGGAUGUCCGUAUUUGUUCCGCCUACACUGAAUGCAGAUCAGGAAGAGGGGCGACUAUCUCGCAUGCUUCGUCGUCCUACAAAACGAAAGUACAGUGCUGUACGUAUCGUCAGCACUGUUUCAACUGGUCAGUUCAUUAUAUUACUAAUUAUUGA